AUGGACGCGAAGAAAGAUGAGGGGGAUGGAGGGAAAGCCGAGGGGUCCGCUGGCUCGGCCAGGAAGAGAGGCGGGGGGGCGAAGAAGGCGAUGCAGGCCAACAAGUCUGCGAUGCGAGCCCCCCGAGCGCUCUGCUGCCUCACGCUCAGCAACCCCAUCCGCAUGGCCGCCCUCGCCCUGGUGGAGUGGAAGCCCUUUGAUAUUUUUAUUCUCCUUGCCAUCUUUGCCAACUGUGUGGCCAUGGGAGUGACCAAACCGUACCCCGACGACGACUCCAACGUCACCAACCACCAACUGGAACAAGUAGAGUACGUGUUCCUCGUCAUCUUCACCAUCGAGACCUUCACUAAGAUCCUGGCUUACGGUCUGGUGAUGCACCCGAGCGCCUACAUCCGCAGCGGCUGGAAUUUACUGGAUUUCGUCAUCGUUAUUGUCGGGUUGUUCAGUGUGGCAGCGGAGGGCAUGACGGACCAUAAGCCCGGAGAGGCUCACCACGCGGCGGGGAAGCCUGGAGGUCUGGAUGUGAAAGCUCUGAGAGCCUUCAGGGUGCUGCGACCGCUACGACUGGUGUCCGGGGUGCCAAGUCUACAGAUCGUGUUGAACUCCAUCAUGAAGGCCAUGGUUCCUCUGCUGCACAUCGGCAUGCUGGUGAUGUUCGUCAUCAUCAUCUACGCCAUCAUCGGCCUGGAGCUCUUCAUCGGGCGGAUGCACAAGACCUGCUACUCCUCGGGCUCAGGCCUCGUAGUGGAGGACGAUCCUUCGCCGUGUGCGUUCGCCGGCAGCGGACGCUUCUGUGACGAUAACGGUACGGAGUGCAGAGGGAAGUGGGAGGGGCCUAACGGAGGAAUCACCAACUUCGACAACAUCUUCUUCGCCAUGCUGACGGUGUUCCAGUGCAUCACUAUGGAGGGAUGGACAGACGUUCUCUACUGGAUGAACGAUGCCAUCGGGAUGCAAAUCCCCUGGAUCUACUUUGUCUCUCUGGUCAUCUUCGGAUCUUUCUUCAUCAUCAACCUCGUUUUGGGUGUGUUGAGCGGAGAGUUCUCCAAGGAGAGAGAGAAGGCGGUGGCUCGGGGCGACCUGCAGCAAGCUCAGGAGAGCAAACAGAUGGAGGAGGACAUGAUCGGAUACAUGGACUGGCUGAUCGAGGCCGAGGACGUGGACGAGGAGGGGAACAAACGUGCUGCGAUCGCGAAGAAGAAGAUGAUGAAGAAGUUCGGCUGGUACAAGCACAGUGAGGACGGAGGAGAGUCAGACUCAGACGAUGACAUCGCGUACCUCGACGACGACAACGGCUUCUGUGCGUCUCUCAUGGCGAAGAUGAUGGCCAAUAGCUUCUGUGACCAGUUGUGCCAGCUGAACCACACGAUGAGGAAGAACUGCCGAGUCGCGGUGAAGACGAGCAACUUCUACUGGCUGGUGCUGCUGCUCGUCUUCCUCAACACGGUGGCCAGCGCCUCUGAGCACUACGGGCAGCCCAAGUGGCUCACAGAGAUGCAGGAGCGGGCGAACAAGGUCCUGCUGCUCCUCUUCACUCUGGAGAUGCUGUUGAAGAUGUACGCCUUCGGCCUGCAGAUCUACUUCAUCGCGCUCUUCAACCGCUUCGACUGCAUCGUGGUGUUUGGGGGGAUCCUGGAGACGCUGCUGGUGGAGAUGGAGUUCAUCCCCCCCAUCGGCAUCUCCGUGCUGCGCUGCAUCCGCCUGCUGCGCGUCUUCAAGAUGACCCGGCACUGGGCUGCUCUGUCCGACCUGGUGAACUCUCUGCUGAACUCCAUGAAAGCCAUCUUGUCUCUGCUGCUGCUGCUCUUCCUCUUCCUCAUCAUCUUCGCUCUGCUCGGCAUGCAGCUGUUCGGAGGAAAGUUCAACUUCGACGAGACGCAGAUGAAGAGGAGCACCUUCGACUCGUUCCCUCAGGCUCUGCUCACCUGCUUCCAGAUCCUGACCGGAGAGGACUGGAACGCUGUGAUGUACGACGGCAUCAUGGCGUACGGAGGACCCAUCUUCCCCAACAUGGUGGUCUGCAUUUACUUCGUCAUCCUCUUCGUCUGCGGUAACUACAUCCUGCUGAACGUCUUCUUGGCUAUCGCUGUGGACAACUUGGCAACAGGAGGCGGCGGGAAAGCAGUAGUGGAGGAGAAAAAGGACGACGAGGAAGAUUGGGAUGAUGAUGAAGAGAAAGAGGAAGAAGACACAGGGGCUGAAGAGGACGACUGGCAGGAGAACGAGGAGCUGAGGGCGAUCGAGGGUCUGGAGGGUGAGUUUGCUCCGAUAAAGCCUGAGUUCUCGGGGCCAAAAGAGAAGAUCGUCCCGAUCCCGGACGGAAGCUCCUUCUUCAUUAUGGGAAAGAAAAACUGUUUACGUGUCGCCUGCCACAACCUCAUCCAUCAUCCGUACUUCACCAACUUAAUCCUCGUCUUCAUCAUCCUCAGCAGCAUCUCUCUGGCUGCUGAGGAUCCCAUCAAGUCUCACUCAUUCAGGAACAUCGUGCUCGGCUACGCUGAUUAUGUUUUCACUUCAGUCUUCACCGUGGAGAUCCUCCUCAAGAUGAUGGUGUACGGCAUGCUCCUGCACACCGGAGCUUUCUGCAGGAACGCCUUCAACCUCCUGGACCUGGUGGUGGUCGGAGUGUCGCUCGCCUCCUUCUUCCUACAUUCGAGUGCGAUCUCUGUGGUAAAGAUCCUCCGAGUUCUCCGAGUGCUCCGACCUCUCCGAGCCAUCAACAGAGCCAAAGGACUGAAGAACGUGGUGCAGUGUGUGUUCGUGGCGAUCAAAACCAUCGGAAACAUUUUAGUCGUCACGACGCUGCUGCAGUUCAUGUUCGCGUGUAUCGGAGUCCAGCUCUUCAAGGGCAGAUUCUACAGCUGCACAGAUGAAGCCAAACACACUCCUGUUGAGUGCAGAGGGACGUUCGUGGUGUAUAAAGACGGAGACAUGAACCACCCGAUGGUGAAGGAGAGGGUUUGGGAGAACAGUGACUUUAACUUUGACAACGUGCUGAUGGGGAUGCUGGCUCUGUUCACCGUGUCCACGUUUGAAGGCUGGCCACAGCUCCUUUACCGAGCGGUGGAUGCCAACGCCAUCAACCGAGGUCCGAUCUACAACUACCGCGUGGAGAUCUCCGUCUUCUUCAUCAUCUACAUCAUCAUCAUCGCUUUCUUCAUGAUGAACAUCUUCGUGGGUUUCGUCAUCAUCACCUUCAGAGAGCAAGGAGAGGUCGAGUUCAAGAACUGUGAACUCAACAAAAACCAGCGUCAGUGUGUGUACUACGCUCUGAAGGCUCAACCCAUAAAGAUUUAUAUUCCUAAAAAUCCGUCGCAGCUCAAAUUCUGGAAGAUUGUCAACUCCAGCCAGUUUGAGUACAUCAUGUUUGCUCUGAUUCUGGGGAACACACUCACUCUGGCCGUGCAGCACUACGAGCAGUCGAAGCUCUUCACCUCCAUCAUGGACAUCCUGAACAUGAUCUUCACCGUCAUCUUCACCUUCGAGAUGAUCAUCAAGCUGCUGGCUCUGCGUGUUCAUCAUUACUUCAUCGACCCCUGGAACUCAUUCGAUGCUCUGAUUGUCGUCGGCAGCGUGUUGGAUAUCGCCGUCUCCGAGCUCAGCGGAGGAGGAGGCCACGGGGAGGGGAAAGGAGAAAGUGGGAAAGUGUCCAUCACGUUCUUCCGGUUGUUCCGAGUGUUGAGGUUGGUGAAACUGCUGAGUAAAGGAGAGGGAAUCCGGACGCUCCUCUGGACUUUCGUCAAGUCGCUGCAGGCUUUGCCGUACGUCGGUCUGCUCAUCGCCAUGAUCUUUUUCAUCUACGCUGUCAUCGGCAUGCAGUCAUUUGGGAAAGUGGCCAUCGAUGAGGAAACACACAUCAACAGAAACUGUAACUUCCAGACGUUCUUCAUGGCUGUUCUGGUGCUCUUCAGGUGUGCCACAGGUGAGCAGUGGCAGGAGAUCAUGCUGGCGGCGUUGCCCGGGCGACGCUGCGACCCCGACUCGGACACGGAGCCGGGGGAGGAGUUCAGCUGCGGCAGCAACCUGUCCUACAUCUACUUCAUCAGCUUCUUCAUGCUCUGCGCAUACCUGAUCAUCAACUUGUUCAUCGCCGUCAUCAUGGAUAACUUUGAGUAUCUGACCAGGGAUUGGACGGUGCUCGGCACUCACCACCUGGACGAGUUCAAGAGGGUCUGGUCCGACUACGACCCCGAGGCCACCGGUCGUAUAAAGCACAACGAUGUCGUCACAAUGCUGCGAAGGAUUCAGCCUCCUCUUGGUUUUGGAAAACUGUGUCCUCAUCGUGUGUGUUGCAGAAGACUGGUGGCCAUGAACGUCCCGCUGCACUCUGACGGGACGGUCACCUUCAGCGCCACGCUGUUCGCUCUCGUCAGAACUUCACUGAAGAUCAAGACUGAAGGCCCCAUCGACCAGCAGAACGAGGAGCUGAAGCUGAUCAUUAAAAAGCUGUGGAAACGCACCAAACCAAAGCUCAUCGAUGAAGUUAUUCCCCCACCUAGAGGUGACGAGGUGACAUGUGGGAAGUUUUACGCCAGCUUCCUGAUUCAGGACUAUUUCAAAAAGUUCCGUAAGAGAAAGGAGAGGGAGAGGAAAACCAAGAGGAAGGACAGGGCGGCUUCUCUGCAGAUGGGGCUGCGCACGCUGCAGGAUUUGGCUCCAGAGAUUCGCCUGGCGAUGUCGUGCGACCUGGAGGAGGAGGAGGGCGAGAUGGGGCACGACGAGAUCUUCCACAGCGAGCACGGGGACUCGGGGGCCUCCACGCCCCGCGACACGCCGCUGCCGCCCAUCCACAUGCUGGUGGAGCAGGUGACGGUGCUCAUGGAGAGCGAGCCCAGGGAGGCGGUGGUGACGGAGCAGGUGACGGGGCUGCUGGAGCACCACAAGCCGGGGUCCGAGCUGGCAGGACUGGAGGUGGUGACGGAGCAGCCGCCCAGGUCCGAGCCCCUCUCCGUCAGGGUGGACAUCAUCACUGAGUAUCCUCCUCCUGCUCUUCUUGGCUCUCCUCCUCCUCCUCCUCCUCCUCCUCUGGAUUGUCCUCCUCCUGCAGAGAUGCCUCCUGCAGAGAUGCCUCCUGCAGAGAUUCCUCCUGCAGAGAUUCCUCCUGCAGAGAUUCCUCCUGCAGAGAUGCCUCCUGCAGAGAUUCCUCCUCCAGAGAUUCCUCCUGCAGAGAUUCCUCCUGCAGAGAUUCCUCCUGCAGAGAUUCCUCCGGUGGCUGUAGUUGAGGAGCCGGUGGUGGUGGAAGCUCCGGCUGAAGUACCUGAGCAGGUUCCCGUCAGUGAAGGAGAGCCAGCAGCUCCAGCACCAGUAGAAGGUUACGUGUAUCCAGAACCGGUCCCUCCAGCAGAACCUGAGCCCGUCUACAAUGAUCCGAGCCUGCAGAGAGUCGACAGCGUCGGGGAGACACCGUACAGCGUUCCUGAUGCUAACGGCUACGCUAACACUGACCCUAACAACUAUGCUAAUACUGACCCUAACAACUACGCUAAUACUGACCCUAACAACUACGCUAACACUGACCCUAACAACUACGCUAACACUGACCCUAACAACUACGCUAAUACUGACCCUAACAACUACGCUAGCACUGAUCCUAACAACUACGUUAGCACUGAUCCUAACAACUACGUUAGCACUGAUCCUAACAACUACGUUAGCACUGAUCCUAACAACUACGUUAGCACUGACACUAACAACUACGCUAAUACUGCUGCUAACGGUUACACUAACCCUGCUGCUAAUGGUUACGCUAACCCUGCUGCUAGUGGUUACGCUAACCCUGCUGCUAGUGGUUACGCUAACCCUGCUGCUAGUGGUUACGCAAACCCUGCUGCUAAUGGUUACGCUAACCCUGCUGCUAAUGGUUACACUAACCCUGCUGCUAGUGGUUACGCUAACCCUGCUGCUAACGGUUACGCAAACCCUGCUGGUAAUGGUUACGCUAACGGCUAUGCUAACGGUGGUAACGGUUAUAUUGGCGCCAAUAUGAACAGAGAGGCUGUCACAGUGAGCCCCGCUUCCUACUCUUCUAACGGGUACAACGGGAACGGAUACAUCAGUGAUAGCGUUAGCAUUGUUAGCGCUAACGGUUCAGGAAGCACGAUGAACGGCGCUGGAAACGGCAGCAUGAUCAGCGGGUUCACCGGAAACGGAUUCCACGGAAAGGAGAACGCAUCCUCGUUUAUCAGGAGGCGCAUUCUGCCUGCUCUACCAAAAGGCCGUAAACCUUCCUUUAACGUGCAGUGUCUGCAGCCGCAGAGCAGCAUGGACGACGUCCCCAUCCCGGGGUACCAUGGCAACAUAGGCCCCCCCAGAGCCCAUAUACAGAGCGUUCACAGUUUGGAGCGGACCGGCGCCAUGUCCUCAGCCUCCUGGGUGAACACGGCGACGGCGGGGCCCCCUCCCCACCCGGGGAUGAUCGCCCCUUCUGGACGCCGAGGGAAGCUCAUCUACACCCCGAUGCUCCGGAUGGACCAGGCCUCCGGACGCAGCCAGCCGAUGUGGAGCGACGGCAGCGCCAGCCUCCCCGCCGCCUCCCGGGCCGCCGCGGGCUGGUACCCCGGUCAGACCCGGACCCUCGGCAGCGUCAGGAUGCCCCCCGUCAGCCAGAGCUACCUGGAGAAAGGGAGCGCAGACAGCCUGGUGGAGUCGAUCCUGAUCUCCGAGGGUCUCGGCGUCUACGCCCGGGACCCGAAGUUCGUGAACUUUGCGAAGCGUGAGAUCGCGGAGGCGUGUCACCUGAGUCUGGACGACAUGGAGAGCGCGGCGUCCGACCUCAUCGCCCGCGGAGCCAGCCAGUCCAUCUCUCGCUUCGAGGACGAGCUGGCCGACGAGAUGAACUGCGUGAUCUCUUACUGAGGUCCGGGAAAAAAAUGCAUUAACAGUGAGAGGAAGUAAGGAGAGAGGAUUGUGAGGAAAGGAAGUGUUAUUUAAAGAGAGGGAGAAACGUGUGCAAGACUGAUGUGAUUUUCUUUUUGUCUGAAGUUCAAAUGUUGUGUUUUUUUUGUAAAUGCCAAAACACACACUAACACACACCCUGAUUUUAAGAGCAGUAUGUGGCAGGACUGCGUUGUUUUGCCGCAGAAAACUGGACUUUUCUUUUUGCAUUGUGUUCUCAUUUUAUACUGUACAUGAACUGUUGUCCCUUUAUACUCCUGUACAAACUGUAAAAAUAGAAAAUAUGACAACAAAAUGUUUAUAAUUUAUUAAACGAAUAACGAUACGCGAGUGCCCAACAGCAUUCGCUAUUUUAGAGAAGUAUUUAAAUAUAUAAAACAUAUUGAAUAUCCUCUUUUAAGAAACAUGAAA
Messenger RNA from Gymnodraco acuticeps, 7305 nucleotides. Its product is annotated as voltage-dependent L-type calcium channel subunit alpha-1D-like. NCBI's taxonomy places the organism in Eukaryota, Metazoa, Chordata, Actinopteri, Perciformes, Bathydraconidae. Gene Ontology annotation, cellular component: membrane; voltage-gated calcium channel complex. The transcript has 47 exons. The record is from RefSeq and is a predicted model, not a curated record. The coding region runs from base 1 to 6855 and encodes 2284 amino acids. Gene Ontology annotation, molecular function: calcium ion binding; high voltage-gated calcium channel activity. Gene Ontology annotation, biological process: calcium ion import across plasma membrane.